This is a messenger RNA of Centruroides sculpturatus (bark scorpion), 1228 nucleotides long. Its product is annotated as fasciculation and elongation protein zeta-2-like. Gene Ontology annotation, cellular component: axon; cytoplasm. The coding region runs from base 50 to 1123 and encodes 357 amino acids. The record is from RefSeq and is a predicted model, not a curated record. The transcript has 8 exons. NCBI's taxonomy places the organism in Eukaryota, Metazoa, Arthropoda, Arachnida, Scorpiones, Buthidae.
ACGAGUUUUUCCACCAUCAGGUGACGUACGAAGUGACGUUUGAAACGUCAUGCGUGGAGACAAAAUGGCGGAUUUGGAGGUUGAGGCUCCACUAGCGAAGACCGAAGAAUGGACGGAAUUUAGUGAUUGUUCUUGUACGGAAGAUGUAGAGAAUUCAAACAACGAUGCAAAUUUUAGUAGGGAAACGAAUGACAAUGCUGCAUUAGUCGAUAAUUUCGGAGAGACUUUCUCUACUUCGUUAGAAGAUUUGGUUAAUACAUUCGAUGAAAAAAUAACCAAAUCGUUUUGUAAUUAUGACGAGAAGGUCGAGAAAUUUGCUCCCGUUCAGAUACGAAGUCAAGAAGAAAUUAUGAAUAACUGUCAGAUGUGGUGGACACUUACUGGAAAUUUUGGAAGUAUUCUACCUAUUGAUUGGUCCAAAUCUUACACUAGGAAAUUACAGUUGCCUGCGUUGAAUCUUAAUCAGAACAGGCAAAAUGAUAACUUGGAAGUUGAUACAACAGAUGAAGAUGAAUUAGCUAAAGAUUUAGAUAUGCAUUCUUUGAUUAUUUCGAGCCUUCAACAAGAACCAAUGUUUACUGCUGAACAAGUGCUUGAAGAAAUUGAUGAAAUAAUGCAGGAACAAGAAUCACCAUUAAGUGAAGAAUUGUCUCCUUCUCCUGAUGAAAAAUCUCCAGAUACACAUUCAAAGAAACAUUCUGCCUUAUCAUCAUUUCUUUAUGAAGACAAAUUACAAGCAUUGACCACUGUUCAGUUGAAUGAAUUAUAUAUUGAAUUGGAGAGGAUGAUACAAGAGAAUUCAGAAGUUUUAAUUCAAGAAUUGGCUCUGAGAGAUGAGCUUGAAUUUGAAAAGGAACUGAAGAAUACAUUUAUUUCUCUGCUACUUAGUAUACAAAACAAACGAAGACAAUAUAAUACAGAAAAGAGAAGAGGGAGACUGAAUCAUGGCUUAUCUGAACCAAAAUAUCUUACAACUGUAAUUCCAUAUAAUCCUGAACAAGGACCACCAAACAAUUCAACUUUACAAGUUCUGAUAAAAAUUCUGAAAGCUAUUAUUGAAGACAGUCCUGUAGUUCCUGCACUACUCACGGAUUACAUAUUGAAAGUGCUUUGCCCAACAUGAAUAUUAUUCCAAGAAGAUACAUUAAAGAUCGAAGACAUUUCGACAAAUUAAAACGCUUCACUUCUUUAGGUCUACUUUAAACUCACGUCGUAAAUGUUCCUGGAG